This is a messenger RNA of Linum tenue, 617 nucleotides long. NCBI's taxonomy places the organism in Eukaryota, Viridiplantae, Streptophyta, Magnoliopsida, Malpighiales, Linaceae. The record is from the annotation of a GenBank genome assembly.
UACUACAACAAAGUGGACUUGGACAUCACCAACAAAGAAUGGGCCAAAAACCUCAGCUUCACAGAAUGUAACCUUUGGUUCUUCCCUUACUGUAAUAACAAGCACUACAUCAUGAUUUGUGUCAACAUCAAAGCAGAGAGAUUUGAAGUGCUCGACAGUCUCCGUCACAAAGAUUUUGAAAAAACAUACAAAUCAAUGGCAGAGAGGGUUGUCCAGUACGCAAUCAACUACAUGAAGACACAGUUUGCAGACAAGACAGUAAGGUGGGAGAGGUUUAGCUGGUUCAAGCUCGAGAAGGUUACACAACCAGAUCAAAUUUCAUGUGGGAUGUACGUCAUCAGGUGGAUGAGACACUGGGAAGGUAAGUACAACAGUGCCAUGACCAAAGAUUGGAAGAGGAUUGAUCUCAUAAUGAAGAAAGGGAGUGCCUGAUGUUGGACAUCAUUCUUGAUGAAGAAAAUCUUGAACGGGAAAGGAUCAUGAAAGAAGCAACAAAGUACUGCAACAUGAAGAACAAGAAGAAAGAGUUGAAAGGAAGGAAAUGAAAAUUCUAUUAUCAUUUGUGUUAAGUAGUAGAAGGGUAUGAGUAAGCUUUUGAGAACAAACUCACAAUGUUC